CCGAGAACGUUCACGUCACGCCUCAGCUCCUGUCUCCUCACUCCUGCCCCUGCAGAUUGACCCUGCGUGCAUCACCCACCACUUUGCUCGCUUUUAUUGCCUUAAUAUGACGCGGUGAUUGUUGCCCAAGUCAAUGGCUCUUACUGCAGUGCACACUGCCAUGCAUAUUGAGGAUUCCAGGAACGUGCAUCCCUUCUUCACCAAGACUUCAAAAAAUGAGACAGCAGAGCCGCCUGCGAACAACGCCGACACGAACAGCACCGACCCAAACGAUGAUCAGGACUACAGCGUGCAGGACACCAGUCCGACGGCUGCGAAGCCGCGAAAGAAGCGCACGAGGAAGAUAGUGCAUUCAAAGGACCAGCCGUCGCUCGAAACUUUUGCGCGACGACCAGCUGUUCAGUCGAAUGAAGCGGACGUGAAGGCUAAUGCCGACGAGCCAACAUUAGAAGAAGAUCUAAACCUGGAUCGACGGAAACGAAGAAAGACAGACUCGCCGGAACACAUGACGAAUGCGACAGACGCCGACCAGGUUGCAAAGUGCCCGCCGCUAGAUCUGUAUCAGCAAUUGCAGGCUGAAGCCGAAACCACAGGGACUCAAGAUGUGGUAGACAACGUUAUGGUGGACGUCAUGGUUGCAAGUACACCAAAAGGAGAGACGCCGGGAUCUACACCCCCUAUCGCUCAACAUAUAAAUGAAGAGGCUGUGCCGGAGUCUUCGCUCCCUCAACCAGCAGAGAAUUUGUCGCAGUCUGCCACGCCACCGGACCCCAUCCAUGUCGCAGAUACCGGCAACGGAGACGCGCCAGUAGAAUUUACCGAGAAUCUGCCUGCCAAAGUUACUCCAAAGAAGCAGAUUAAAGUCACAAAGACCGGCAAGCUCGUGUCGAGUCCUCCGAAGAAGGUUGAACCAGCGUCAAUAUUACCGAAACGAAGGGGUCGUCCACGGAAGGCGACAAAGAAUACCAAUUUCUCCUCUACCGUCACCAUCAUUAGGUAUGGCUCAGAUAAGCCAUCAAAGUUAGCUCUUGGCCAAAAGAUCGAUGCUAUUCUUAAUAGUGGCAAGACUUCAAAGAAGGUGUCGAUUGCACCUCCAAAGCCCGCUGGUCCGCCGAAGACUUCUCAUCCCUUUUUCACAGGCAAGGUUGGCCAGAAAAAGGUAGAAGAGCCCGCGAAGCAGGAAGCUGAACGUCGCCCUGUCAUCCCUAGGGUCAGUGCGUGUACUCCAGGAAAGCUGAGAGCAGAAACAAGAAAGGAGCAGGAUGACGAAGACGUGCCAUCAUUCGGCAUGGCCUCGAAAACUGCUCGGCUUGCUAAACAAUCCGGAUUGGUCGAGCCCUCGUGGCCCUCUAGGGAGACAGCGCAUGUGCGCAAUCUCGCACACGAUGGUGCGCAAGAACCGCCACUCAAAUCGCUAAUUACAGACAUGUCAUUGAAGCCUGCGAAGCUUAAGAGCAAUGCUUAUGUCUUGUCCACGGAGGAAGAGAUCAUUACGAGACUGGCGGAGCAGCUGCCGAAAAACUCCGAGAUGUCAUCCAUCGCUGGCAGCCAUCAUUUCACUCCUUCCGAGGACGUACGUCUACCGAUACGCGUACUGACUACGGGAAUCGACAUCCAACGAAUGGUCCGUGCACAUAUACAAGCACCGGUCGAGACUCUGGCACAGAGGCUGUUUGCCAAAACACACCCAGCCAUCAGCACGCUAUUUGACGAAAUCGAGCACACGCUCACGCCUUUCGAUGAAGGCAAAUGCGAGUCUCAGGCGUGGGCACAAAAAUACAGGCCAGGACGAGCAGACCACGUACUCCAACCGGGCAGAGAAGCAGCUACACUCAAAGAUUGGCUAAAAAAUUUGACAGUCAUGGCUGUAGGCGAUCCUUCGAAAGCUGGUGCUCCGACGGACACCAAGAGGCCACCGAAGAAGAAACGAAAAACGGCCGCAUAUGAAUUCAUAGUCUUUUCAGACGAAGAGGAGGAAGACGAGGAUAUGAUUGAACUCGAAUCGAGCAAUGUGUUCACCUCGCAGCAGCCUUCCGUGAGACGUCCACGUUGGACGAGAAACAAAAAUGUGGUUCUGCUCAGCGGGCCUCAUGGAUGUGGAAAGAGUGCAACAGUUCAUGCCGUGGCAAAAGAGCUAGAUUUUGAGGUGUUCGAAAUUCAUUCAGGUGUCCGUCGUUCUGGGAAAGAUAUCCAAGACAAGGUUGGUGACAUGACCGCCAAUCAUCUGGUCAACCAUCAGCGAGGCGACGUGCCAGUCAAACCAAAGCCCACUGCUGUUACCGUGGACAACGACACGGACAAUGAGCGUGAAAACGCAUUUCAGAAAGAUCUCGACAGUGGAAGGCAAGGCACGAUGAAAUCAUUCUUCACAGCAAAGCCUGCGGCGCAACCACAGCCUAAACCGAAGCCGAAAGUUCCGGCUGUAGUAAAAUCACCCGCAAAGAUGAGGACAAUUCCUGCUGCUCAAGCCAUGUUACCAAUGACAGGAACAUCGCGCAAGUCACAAAAGCAGUCACUGAUCCUGAUCGAAGAGGCAGACAUUCUUUUUGAUGAAGAUCAGAACUUUUGGGCACACAUCAUAAAGCUUGCUGCGCAAUCUAAGCGGCCGAUCGUAAUCACUUGCACCGACGAGCUACAAAUCCCCUCUCAAGCUCUACCAUUGGCGGCCGUACUGCGUCUGACUCAACCUCCCGUGGACCUCGCGACCGACUACUUAGUUGCAUUAGCUGGUAGAGAGGGACACAUUCUACAGCGACAAGCUAUCAGCGACCUUUAUAUCUCAAAGGAUCACGAUCUUCGAGCUAGUAUUACAGAGCUGAACUUUUGGUGCCAAAUGUCAGUGGGCGACAAGAAGGGAGGCUUGGAAUGGAUGUACCAGCGUUGGCCGCCUGGUAAGGAUGUGGAUGCAAAUGGUCGUUCGCUCCGGGUUGCAAGCGAGGACACAUACCAGUCUGGCAUGGGCUGGCUGUCACACAACGUUUUGGAAGCCAGAGACAACGUCAUAUUCAACAAGGAAGAAGAGUUGCUGACAGAGGGCUGGAAUGACUGGGGCAUCAGCCCAACGAACUGGAGGGUAGCCUGGAGUGCAGCGGAUCAGCCUCGCAAUGACUCUACCGCUACCGACCAAAUCACCCAGCUUUCCAACCUCGACAAACUGGACCGUUUGGCGAGCCUCUCCGACGCUCUCAGCGCCGCAGACAUAUACUCCCGCAUCGACCUUCCCUCAUACAACCACAUGCAUGACCAACCUAUGGACCCUACCCUCCCUCUAAUAUCCCCCAAAGAACGCCUCAGCUACACAAUCGACGCACCCCUCCUCCAAGCGGAUCCCAAAACCGACUUCCACAACACCGACACCGCCCUCGCAACAACAACACACCUGCUCUGCCACCGCGCCUUCCCGGACCUCACACCACACCACCCCGAGCAAUCCCACACCGCCCAAAUCCUCCGUCACAAAAUCUCCCCCCAAGCUCCGCCCCUCACCCGCUCCACCUUCUCCGCCGCCCUCGACAUCCUCGCCAUCGCCCCCUCGACCCACACCCCCGACACUCUGAUCGCAACCUCGCUCGACCGCCCCUUUGCGCUCAUCACGCUGGACAUCGCGCCGUACGUACGCAGCAUCGUGGCGCACGAGCAGGUGCUCGAGACGCGGCGGGUGCGGCUGGGCAAUUUGCUGAGCGAGGGCGGGCGGCGGCGCGGGCGCACGACGCGGGCGGCGCGGUUGGCGGUCGAGGGCGGCGAGCGCACGAGUAUGAGGCGCGAGAGGUGGUUUCAUCCGGAGUUGGGGUUUGAGAUGGUUAUGCGGACGGCGGGAGCGUGGGCGGGGAUGGGGUGGAGAGGAGAGGACGGGGAAGGGAGUUUGGCGGAGACAAUGCAGAGUGAAAGUUUGGCCGGGACACAGAGGAGUGAGACGCCGGGUGGUUCGCAGCAAGCCGUUGGGGAUGGACGAGAUGUUGAGAUGAUUGUCGAUGCUGAAGUGGAGUGAGGAGAUGCAUGUACGAACAACGCAUUUAUGAAGCGAUGCAUAUAAUU
Molecule: messenger RNA, 4035 nt
Organism: Boeremia exigua
Lineage: Eukaryota; Fungi; Ascomycota; Dothideomycetes; Pleosporales; Didymellaceae
Exons: 2
Coding region: 134-3988 (1284 amino acids)
Cellular component (GO): nucleus
Molecular function (GO): ATP hydrolysis activity; DNA binding; ATP binding
Source: RefSeq, a predicted model, not a curated record